Messenger RNA from Labeo rohita (rohu), 5696 nucleotides. RefSeq names its product myotubularin related protein 4 (gene mtmr4). The transcript has 19 exons. Gene Ontology annotation, molecular function: protein phosphatase binding; metal ion binding; phosphatidylinositol-3,5-bisphosphate 3-phosphatase activity. The coding region runs from base 706 to 4140 and encodes 1144 amino acids. Gene Ontology annotation, biological process: dephosphorylation; regulation of autophagy. NCBI's taxonomy places the organism in Eukaryota, Metazoa, Chordata, Actinopteri, Cypriniformes, Cyprinidae. The record is from RefSeq and is a predicted model, not a curated record.
AACUAGCUGAAUUUUCUUUUCCAUAUUUUAUUUCAAAUAGCAAAAUGGCUUUAAUUUUAGUUUUAUUUAACUAUAACAACCCUGUUCUGCAUCGUGGCACAUUCAUUCAUUAUUACAUGCAACUGGUGAGCACGAUGCAAUAGAAAGCUGUGUUUGUUGUCUUCAUUUCUCGCGUUUCUUGAUUUCCAGUCUCAGACCGGAAAUUGUCUGGGUGUUUUUGCUCCAGUGUUUUUGAGCUCAUGAGUGCAGUAAUAUGUGCAGCGCCAGUGUCUUGCUGAGGUUGCAGGCUGGCACAGAUGAGAUCUCGGUGAAGGGUGAACGCACGAAUAAAGAGAGAGAGAGAGAGAGAGAGAGAGAGCGUGCACGUGAGGGGGAUGCAGUGCACGAGGGCGGAGCUUAGCAUCAGGCAAUACCCCGUCUAAUUCUCUCUCUCUCUUCAUCUCUGAUCUCUGUGCUUGACGCCGGUAAACCUGUCUGUCUCUCCUCUCCGCUCCUGUCCCGCUUUCACCAGCGCCUCCGUCUUUGUUCUGGAAUAUUCUGAGCGACAGGAAGCGCGGGGAAUUGUGCGUGCGAUCGGUGUGUGUGUGAGGUGGCGAAACACACGCUGGUCUCGGCCGAGGGAAGGAUGGUUUUGCCGGCUGGUCUUGCGGCGGUUCUCAUCCGAGUGCGUGUCUCCCGGGCAACCGCGCCCUCCCUCCGCGCGCCAUGAGCCGGACCAGCCGCACCUCCUGCUCAAUGCUCAACUGCUUCGGUGAGGAGGGGCCGCCCAGCCUGGAGUACAUUCAGGCCCGGGACCUGUUCCCCCAGAAAGAGCUGGUCAAAGAAGACGACGCUCUGCAGGUCCCGUUCCCUGUCCUGCAGGGCGAGUGGGUCGAGUUCCUGGGUCGUGCAGACGAUGCCGUCAUCGCCAUCUCUAACUACAGACUGCACAUUAAAUUCAAAGACUCCAUCAUCAACAUGUAUCCUGGUGUGGACAGUGAGAUUUCUGUUCCUCUGAGGCUGAUUGAGGGCGUUGAGAGCAGAGAUAUGUUCCAGCUGCACAUCAUCUGCAAAGACUCCAAAGUAGUGAGGUGUCACUUCUCGACAUUCAAGCAGUGUGAGGAGUGGCUAAAGCGCUUGAACAGAGCGAUAGCGCAUCCGGCCCGUCUGGAGGAGCUGUUUGCGCUGGCAUAUCAUGCAUGGUGCUUGGGAGGAAACACAGAUGAUGAAGACCAGCACCUGCACCUAUGCAGACCAGGUGAUCACGUGCGGCACAGGAUGGAGGUAGAGGUGAAGCGGAUGGGAUUUGACAUGCAGAACGCCUGGAGAGUGUCUGAUAUCAACAGCAACUACAAGUUGUGUUCGAGUUACCCACAAAAGCUCCUGGUGCCCGUCUGGAUCACAGAUAAGGAGCUGGAAAGCGUGGCCUCCUUCAGGUCCUGGAAGAGGAUUCCUGUGGUGGUGUACAGGCACCAGCGUAACGGGGCCGUCAUCGCCCGCUGCAGUCAGCCGGAGAUCAGCUGGUGGGGCUGGCGGAACACUGAGGACGAGUAUCUGGUGACGUCCAUAGCAAAGGCCUGUCAGCUGGAUGCCGGGACGCGGGCAUGCAGGACCAGAGGAGACGGACCGGACUCGUCCGACAGUGACUUUGACUCAUCUUUGACGGGUUGUCCCGCUCCUGACGCCAGUGCCGCGGCCCAAAAAUUACUGAUUCUGGACGCCCGUUCUUACACCGCCGCCGUGGCGAAUCGUGCCAAAGGAGGAGGGUGCGAGUGUGAAGAGUACUAUCCUAACUGUGAGGUGAUGUUUAUGGGCAUGGCCAAUAUCCACUCCAUCAGAAAUAGCUUUCAGUCACUCAGAGCCGUUUGCAGUCAGAUCCCGGAUCCUGGCAACUGGCUCUCGGCUCUGGAAAGCACCCGUUGGCUGCAGCAUCUGUCCGUCAUGCUGAAAGCAGCCACUCUGGUGUGCUCUGCGGUGGAGCGGGAGGGACGUCCGGUGCUGGUGCACUGUUCAGACGGAUGGGACCGGACGCCGCAGAUCGUGGCCCUCGCAAAGAUCCUGCUGGAUCCUUUCUACAGGACCAUAGAGGGUUUUCAGGUGCUGGUGGAGACGGAGUGGCUGGAUUACGGUCAUAAGUUUGCGGAUCGCUGCGGUCAUCAGGAGAACGGUGAGGAUGUGAGCGAACAGUGUCCCGUGUUCCUGCAGUGGCUGGACUGCGUCCAUCAGCUCCUCAAGCAGUUCCCCUGCCUCUUCGAGUUCAACGAGGCCUUUCUGGUGAAGCUGGUUCAGCACACGUACUCUUGUCUGUACGGCACCUUCCUGUGCAAUAACGCGAAAGAGCGUGAGGCGCGUAACGUCUAUAAACGCACCUGCUCCGCGUGGUCGCUCCUGCGCAACGGCAACAAGAACUUCCAGAACUUUCUCUACAUCCCCUGCCAUGAUAUGGUUUUACAGCCGGUCUGUCACACGCGGGCUCUGCAGUUGUGGACGGCCGUGUAUCUGCCGACGUCCUCGCCGUGCACCGCGGCUGAAGAUGCCAUGGAGAUCUACCUGAGCCCGUCCGCAGGAGGAGAGGAGUUCAGCUCACGCUCCCUCGACAGGCUUCCCAAAACGCGCUCGAUGGACAACUUGGUGUCUGCUUGUGAGAACGGCGUGACGCUCACCCGCACCUCGAGUGACCCCAACCUAAACAAGCACUGCCAGGAGGGACGUCCGGCGCUGGAGUCCAACCAACCCGCGGCCAUCCAGAGCGGCGCUCCGUCCGAGGACCCGCCCGUCGGCGAAUCGCCGCCGUGUGAGGAAAUGAGUUCUUCGAUAACUCGUGAGGACGAUUUAAGGGCGGAGCCUUGUUUGACAACCCAACCUCUGCCCUCUUUGCCCCACCCCUUAGCUUUAGAUCAAGCCCCGCCCCUUCCGGUUAUAAGCCAAACUCCGCCUCCAAUCCCAAUUAGUUUACCGCAGGAAAUCAGGACUGCAGAAAACACGAAUCCACCACCUCUUUGUAACGGCUUUGCGCAAAGCGCUAGCGAAACUGUGAACUCUGAAACCGUUGCGCCAAUGGAGGCGUCUGUGGAGACGCUAACGGAGCAAAGCGCGAUCCCUCCUGCUAGGAAAGCCAACGCGGUUGAGUUCCCAUUUGAAUCACCGAUACAAAACGGCGAACUGGUUCCCGCCAGAGAACGACCGCCACCUGCAGACUACGCCAAAGCGGCCCGCCGUUUGAUUUCCCAAAGCCAGUUGACGGAGCUUUCGCUGCUAGGUUCCCAAUGGGACAGCGUCCAAGGCCUCGUCCAGUCGGCCUGCGGCGGCGCCAUCCAGCACGGCAGCUAUCACGGCCGUCGACUGGCGAACAAGCUCCUCCGCGCCCAAGGCGGAAGCGCUAACGGCGGGCCGUGUUGUCGUCGAGACCCUCUGCGCGCUCCUGGAAGUCCCAUCCAGUCGGGUUGGUUCUCAGCGGUGAAGAACUCGAGCUACGCCGCGCUGUGUUCGUCGGCCGCGUCUUCGUUAGCAAUGGGCCCGUCCUUCCGGCAGCUUCUGCCGUCCCAUUCCUCGCCAUCCUCCAACGGCUCUCCGGCUCUGUUCCAGACGCCCGCGUACCUGGACGACGACGGCCUGCCGGUCGCGGUGGACGCGGUGCAGCAGAGGCUGCGGCAGAUCGAAGCCAGUUACAAACAGGAAGUGGAGGUGCUGAGGCGGCAGGUUCGACAGCUUCAGCUCAAACUGGAGAGCAAACAGUUCUGCACGCCGCCCUCUGAGCCUGACGUCGACUACGAGGACGAUAUUACGUGUCUGCGUGAGUCAGACGGCAGCGACGAGGAAGAUUCUCUGUCCAAUCACAGCGAGGAUCGCUUCAGCGAGGGCAGCUGGGACCGUGUGGAGAGGAAGGACACAGAGGUCACCAGAUGGGUGCCGGAUCACAUGGCUUCUCACUGCUUCAACUGCGACUGCGAGUUCUGGAUUGCCAAACGACGCCACCACUGCAGGAACUGUGGUAACGUGUUUUGUAAGGACUGCUGCCACCUGAAGCUGCCCAUUCCAGACCAGCAGCUGUACGACCCGGUUCUGGUGUGCAACACCUGCUACGACCUGCUCCUGGAGUCGCGCACGCGAGAGCUGCGCUCGCAGCAGCUGAAGAAAGCCAUCGCCACCGCGUCCAGCUGAGACGGCCAAUCGCAGGGCGCCGCGCACGCCGCCGUCCAACCGGACGCCCGACAUUUAGAGCAAGAGCCGCUCUCUGCCUCCUUCCCCCCGCCAACCACGAGACGAGGGCGAUUUAGAGUCCGGAUCAGCUCUGAGACUGAUCCACACGAGGAACGCCAUGGAUGAAAUCCAAAACACGAGUGCGGUUUGCGACGGAGGGGCGUUUUUAAUCACUGCGAGUGAACUCGAAGCUUCUCCGGUUGAGGACACAAACCGAACCCAAAGGAUUCAAGGGUUCGAAAACCCAAAGAGAAGCGUUUCUUCAUCUCAAAUCACUCAAAUCACGGCCCCUGUGCAUCACUCACGUCGGACAAUCACCUCCUUCCCUCAAAACUCGGCGACUCCGGACGCGUCCAUCCAGAGGCUCACUAUUUAAAACCAAGCAAGCUGCUACAGUAUUUAAAAAAAACGAAAUACUUCUAACUUUUGUAUCCUUAUUAUUUUGUGCACUACGGAGGGGGUUUGAGACCAAAACGGAGGGAUCUGCAGCUGUUUAAUCGCUGUUUGUCUGCUGAUAUGAAGCUUGAAUGUAUGAUUGUAUGGUUUCUUUUUGUUUUUGUAAACUGGAGGGAUUCGCGGGUGCAGUUACUGAAUUGAAGCUGCCAGUUUGCAUUGAUCUGAAUGUGCACAGAACGCUACCUAUUUUGUUUUUCAGCCACUCCCGACAGUAGCGCGCUUUAGCCGAACUGUGAAAUGGUUGCACUCUGGUUCUAUGUGAAAUACACGACUUUAAAUGCCAAAAUCGAUCAGUAAUAUCUAAACAGAAUCACUCCUAAAUUCAUGUUUCAUCUGGCUGGUUGUGCGUUCGUAGCAGGAAAAGCAAGAAAAAAAGAGCAAGCUGAACAUUUAUGCUGUAUGUUGUUGUGUACGUUACGGUAAAACUAUAGCCAUGUUGCACUGCUCCGUCUACUUUAGCCAGAACGCUAGUGUACUAGUUUCUAUGACUUCAUCUGAGCAAACCAAUGAUGCUAAUAUUUCAAUCGUGCAAAUUGAAACACGUGAAUCAUUGGAAACUGGUGGCGAUUUCAAGGACUUUUAUUGUAUCAGAGGGUUUCACCGCUGUCCGCUCACAUUCUCAACCGCAUUACUUGUUCAAAACAAGUGCUACGAUUACUUUAUUUCACGUCGUCUGCGUCUUCAGGCCCUGCGUUGAUUGUGUAUUGUUAAUGGUGAACCUCUCAACAGUGCCAUGUGUUUUAUUUUCUUAUGGAUUCACUGAUUUGUAACUUUAACAUGUUCAGUGGUACAAUAGAGGCUAGAGGCUUAACAAUGAGGUUAAAAACACUGAGAAGCGGUUUGAUUUUCGUCUGAUGGUUUCAUUUUUCUUCUUCAUGGUGUUGAUGAAGGAUACAUUUUGAGUUUAAUGCAUUAAAAAGGAACCCAGAAAUGUGAUGUAUAGUUAUUUGGUCUGUAAUAGUGGCUAAAAUUUGUCACUUAGUGAAUAAUUGUUGUAAAGAAAUGCACUGUACAAGUUCAAUCCCAUGGGAUAAAUAAAAAAAAAAUACAUCUUUAUCAGC